Heterobasidion irregulare TC 32-1 is the source of this 1343-nucleotide messenger RNA. RefSeq lists its product as uncharacterized. Bases 94 to 1104 code for a protein of 336 amino acids. Lineage: Eukaryota; Fungi; Basidiomycota; Agaricomycetes; Russulales; Bondarzewiaceae. The transcript has a single exon. The record is from RefSeq and is a predicted model, not a curated record.
ACAUCUACACCCCAACCUCACAAUUCUAUCGUCCACAUAUUUGCUCGUCAACCUACAUUAAUUAGCGGCGAUACACACUACUCGCAGUGGAAAAUGAUUCGCGGAGCAUUGCUCGAACUUCCUCUCGAGCAAUUCGUCUCCUCAUCGACCACGACAGACCCGAAUGUGUUGUCGAGCUCCUUCACUCACAGUCCUUUCACACAUCCUAAAUCCAACAAGCGUCCUCACUCUCCUAGCGUACACAAUCCCUUGAGCCCUGCUAAGCGACGGAUCCUUGUCCAAGAGGGCAUCUUAUCGCCUUCCAAGCCGCGUCUGGGUUCGACGACGGCAUCUGUUGCUCGACAUCGAUUCGCGGCUGAGUACUUCCAAAGUCUUGUUCAGAGCCCUGAAAGCCCCGCCGUGAAACUAGAUUUCGGCUUCGAAUCCAAAGCGGAGGAAGGCCCAUCGUCGAGAGUAGCGAACCCCGUUAUCACAGCACCUCAAGCGCUCCGUAAUGAAGCAAUUCAAGCGAAGAGAACGCGAACAUCACCACGCCUCGCUCAGCGCGCAUCCCAGACGAACUCGACGCCAAAGCCGCUCUCGCGGUCAGACCUCUCGCGGACGAAGUCGAGGGCCCAUGUCGCCUCUCCUUCGCCCCGUGUGAAGACUGCACUGCCGACCAUGGUCCCCCGUGAGAUGCCGCCCGUGCCCGAUCGCUACUCCGUUCACUAUCCUGGGUUCGACAUCUUCCAGGACACGCAUGUCUUGCUCCCUGGCGCUUUUCGAGUGCCCGAUGCGGAGCGAUCACCCAUGAAAGAUCAGGAGAGGGAGAGGGAUGUGGAGAAAGAGAACUUGCCCCCGCGCAGGAGGGUCCGCAAAGGCGUGCUCGCCGACGUCAUCGCGGUGGAGGCGAAGAAGAAAGCUGGGGUUGCACCGAUUAUCGGGACCCCGCAGGGGAAGACUGUCGAUGAACGAGGGGCAGGAGCAGAGUCGCCUACUCCCCGACGGUCAGCAAGGUUGUGCGCGCCCGCCAAAGGGGCAGCGUCGCUUGAGCUGAACCGGAGACGAAAACUGAUGGGUAAGGCCAACCAGAUAGACAGCGAUGGCGAUAUCGUCAUGCAUUAAUAGGCGUGCCUCUCGGUUCUCGGAUUUCAGCACCAGUCAGCCCACUGUCAGUCCCCAAUCUUUUUUCGAUAUCAUACAGGUCGUUCAUUUCAUCUCCAUGUCACCCAUAUUUACUAUGAUUCCCGUCGCACUUUAUAUAUCCCCUUGAUCUAGAGACACAUGUACUCGCAUGUACUUCUCAUGAGCUGAUUUUUUUUAAGUCUGUAUUUAAGUCUAAUUGCGGCGUGCCGCAUGCCUAG